CUUUUGGGGUGGUGUGUACGCUUGCGUGUAGGUCCGGACGGAGAAGUCUUCGUAUUCGCUACCGCUGUGAUAAUCCAGCAAAAGAAAGAUGAGCUUCAUCUGUGGACUGCCGUGUGCUACGAGAAACUGUGUUUUCUUUAGAUUUAAUUCACUGGCCAGUUGGAGAAAAUAUAACACAUUAAGUGUAAGCUUGCAGGGCCGUCGAGUACAAAUGAGCUAUAUAGUAAAUAAGUAUCAGGGACUGAGAGUAAGUCAGCGUGAUAGGUUUACUUUUCUGCCUGGAAACUUUCAUUUCUAUAGGACUUUUAAUAACAAAAUAACAGGGUGCCUCGAGAGUACCAAAAGUAAGGAAAUUUGGAGGAUUACCUGCAGAUGUACUUCAUGGAAUGACUCUUUCUCGAGACGGCUCCUGGUAAAAGAAGUUGUGGUACUGCCGACUUUUUCAGUAUUGUACUCUGUAAACGGUUUUCCCAUAAGAGAGAUCAGAAGUUUCCACACUUCUCCACGUUUUCAAGCUGCUCCAGUUCCUCUCUUGUUGAUCAUUCUUAAGCCUGUGCAGAAACUACUUGCAGUCAUUGUAGGCAGGGGCAUAAGGAAAUGGUGGCAGGCACUUCCUCCUAACAAGAAGGAACUAUUUAAAGAAAGUGUGAGGAAGAAUAAAUGGAAGUUAUUCCUUGGUUUGAGUAGUUUUGGAUUGCUGUUUGUAGUGUUUUAUUUUACUCACCUGGAAAUGAGCCCAGUCACAGGAAGAAGCAAGCUGCUAUUAUUGGGGAAAGAACAUUUCAGACUUUUAUCAGAACUGGAAUAUGAAGCAUGCAUGGAAGAAUUUAAAAAUGAUAUGCUAACUGAGAAAGACGCAAGAUACCUGACUGUUAAAGAAGUGGUUUGUCAUCUAAUUGAGUGCAAUAAAGAUAUCCCAGGGAUCUCUGAGAUCAGUUGGGUUUUUCAUGUGGUUGAUUCUCCAGAUAUAAAUGCUUUUGUGCUUCCAAAUGGACAGGUGUUUGUUUUCACUGGGCUUCUAAAUAGUGUAACUGAUAUUCAUCAACUUUCCUUCCUUCUGGGCCAUGAAAUAGCUCAUGCAGUACUUGGGCAUGCUGCAGAAAAGGCUAGCUUGGUUCAUUUAUUGGAUUUCCUAGGUCUGAUUUUUCUCACAAUGAUUUGGGCCAUUUGUCCUCGAGAUAGUUUGGCAAUUUUGGGCCAGUGGAUACAGUCUAAAUUGCAGGAGUUUAUGUUUGCUAGACCAUACAGUAGGACAUUGGAGGCUGAGGCUGAUGAAAUUGGACUACUGCUUGCUGCAAAGGCUUGUGUGGAUGUCAGAGCCAGUUCAGUAUUUUGGCAGCAGAUGGAGUUUGCAGAUAGACUGUAUGGUCACCCCAAGUUGCCAGAAUGGUUAUCCACACACCCUUCUCACGAAAAUCGAGCUGAGCACUUGGAUAGACUUAUACCUCAGGCUCUUAAAAUUAGAGAGAUCUGUAAUUGCCCACCACUUUCUGGACCAGACCCUCGAUUACGAUUCAAACUCAGCAUGAAGCAUUUUCUUGAAGAAUCAGAGAAAGAAGACUUAAAUAGCACUGUUAAGAAACAGAAAAUGAAUACUCUUCCCAUUCAAAAGCAGGAGCAAAUACCAUUAACGUAUAUAGUUGAGAAAAGAACUGGCAGUUGAAUUAAAGUUUAUGAGACACAGGGUAUAUGAAGAAUGCAGCAGUCCUUGUCAUCUUGUGUUACUUUUUAAAAAACGAUGUUUGAAAUGAAAAAAAAAAGAUAUUCAGGGUCAAAUCAUGUGUAUUAUAGGUAUUAAUUAUUUUACUAUGUAUUUUUAUGAAAUAUUGAUGUAUAUUUUAAUCUGUUUUAAAAUAUCUUCAAUGAGGAAAAUAUCACAGAAUAAAUUUAUAUUAUACAUUUUA
Molecule: messenger RNA, 1904 nt
Organism: Trichechus manatus latirostris (Florida manatee)
Lineage: Eukaryota; Metazoa; Chordata; Mammalia; Sirenia; Trichechidae
Gene: OMA1
Product: OMA1 zinc metallopeptidase
Exons: 9
Coding region: 89-1663 (524 amino acids)
Biological process (GO): mitochondrial protein processing; protein quality control for misfolded or incompletely synthesized proteins
Cellular component (GO): mitochondrial inner membrane
Molecular function (GO): metalloendopeptidase activity
Source: RefSeq, a predicted model, not a curated record